GGUUCAGCUGCGUUAAAUGGAAAACUGCUUGUUUCCCUGGAAUGUUUUAUUCUACCCAGAACGAUAAUUAAACGAAUUAGUGCAUAUUUGCAUAUAUUAUUAAAAAUAAUAAUAAUGUAAUAAUUUCGGGCUCACAUCCCGGUGUUUUUAAGUUUUUAAAGGCGCUGAUGAAUGCUGGUGUUUGUGACUGGGCUGCGCGGAACCGCCGGCUUUGUGUUCGCGGACUCCUCCCGCUGAGUGAUGAAGUUCAGACGCGCGCCGUUGUUCCGUACGCGCGUCACCGGCGCACAGAGGAGCCUCCCGACGCGAGUGGGGAACGGAGUGAUGCGUGGAUCGCGAACACGGGAGCCUGCGAACGACACGACGCGUCGACCAUUGAGGCUCGGUUCCGGCUCCCGUCGCCGCCCGUCGCGCGAACGCUAACCCGGCUGGAUCCAGACGCCCAGCGACGCCCAGACCCGUGGGCUGACGUGGACCGCGAACCUCGGCUCGGCGAUGCUGUAGUCGAACUACUCGGGAGAGGCUCCGCGCGUCGUUCCUUGUUUUUUGGGGCUUUCUUUCUUCUCCCUCGGACCCAGGACAUGUUGGCAUGGCCGCUUCGGGAGCACAUAAGUGUCCGAAGAGUGACAAGUUGGACGAGGCGCAGGCUUUGGCCAGGAGCUGCGCGGGGAGACCGGACUUCCUGCCGUGCGACGGACUCUCCAUCUGCGCGACGCACAGCCACGGGAAGUGCUUUAAGCUGCACUGGUGCUGCCACUUGGGCUGGUGUCACUGCAAGUACGUGUACCAGCCCAUGACCAACGUGUGCCAGCUCCCCAGCACCGCCGUGCCGCCCGUCGCCUCCGGCUGCAGCAGCACCAUGGACCUGUCCGUGUCUCUGGCCGAGCGCUUCCUGAAGCUGGCGCCCUGCUUCCAGUCGCCGCCGCACCUGGAGUCGCCCAAGUACUGCGUCAUCGCCGACCUCUUCGUGGACGACUACAUCGUCAAGCGCAUCAACGGGAAGAUGUGCUACGUGCAGCGGCCCCCGCCGCCGCUGCCCGAGCCGCCCCGCCCCCCCGCGCCCUCCCCGCCCGCCCCGGCCACGCCUCAGAUGCCCAAGAGCCAGCCUCGCCCGCCCGUCCAGCCCACGGCGCCGGCUCCGGUGCAGCCCGCCCCGCCGGCGCCCAGCGACCCCAAGCACCCGUCCCCCGUGGACAAGGUAAAAGGCCCCAAAAUGGACCACUGCUCGUCCCCGUCCAGCUCCGAGGACUCCGGCAUCAACGCGCUGGGCUUGCACUACCUGGAGUCCUGCGAGGAGGAGAGCGAGGAGGAGGAGGACGACGAGCUGAGCACGGACGGGAACUCCAGCCCCGGCAGCCUCUGGGAGCAGGACGACUGCUCCGUGCUGUCGCCCUCCAAGUCCAUGAUAGAGAUCAUCGAAAAGAUCGAAACAACUGUGUAGCAGGCGACGCGGACGCCGGCUGUGAGGAAGCGCCGUCCACGCGGCCGAGCAGCCCAAAUGGCACCGGACCGACCGCCGACAUCAGCCCCAUCGCUCGUCGCUGCGGCAGAACGGAUUUUAGGUUGAAUUUGUUUUCCUGCGGGGGGGGGGCUGCAGCCCGUCCUCGACUCUGCCCGCGUUUCCUGCAUGGGGUGAAUUUCUAGAACUUAUUAUAAGAAGCACAGGAACAUCAAGCACACGCACAGUGGACCAAGCGAACGUCACGUACGUGGAAACUCCAUGUGGCAAAUCUAAAAUACAAGAGAAUUUAUAGUAGAUGUUUUUCUUUCAAAGUAAAGUGAGAGAUGCUUUAUUGACAUUUCGGAGGAAGUCUAAGCAGGUUUCAUGUGGUUUCUAGUGUUUUUGGCACUCAGAUGUAGCUCUCGUCCGACGCUGGAGUGCCAUUUCUUCAACCCACACGUUAGUUAGUAAAUGCUGACACCUCAGCGUGAAAACACAAGGCCGGCCUCCUCUCCAGGGCCAAAGCGCAUCAGCUUUACUAAACGAUUAAUCGCUAAGCGGUCGCGCUGCUGGGACAACCCUUACACAACUCUUAUCGCGUCUUUAACCGCACAAACCCAGAACCCGUCCCACUACCGUAGGAAGGUCAGCGCACUGUACGACAAUCAAAGAUUACACACAAGCACAGUCUUUUCCUAUAACAUGCUCCACACCUCCUGCCACCGCUUUUCACGCGUUUCAGGGCCGUACCAUGUGGGCGCCGAGCAAAACACGACCCCGUUGACCUCUAUUAGCGGCCGAGAAAUUAAAGAGGCAGACGAGACAGACGUCUAAUAUACACAUAGAAACUCGUAGAGUGAUGUUGUUUGCUUUGUGGGCUUGAGGAUGGAAUGUGCUGGCGAAGUCAAGCUAGAUUAGACUGUGUCACGGUUCAUUUGUGCACCUUAAUGCACCAUUAACUGGAUAUUAUGUAGAGCGUAUGAUGCUGAAUAGGUGUUCAGACGUGUGAUGGACGCGAUUCUCCAGGAAACGCGCUCAGAUAUGAAUCUGAACAGAUCGGCCAUUAUUAGGCGGCUCGUGAAGUCAAGACGGACCGGAGUUCUUUUUGUCAUUCCCUCGGAGCAAAUCGCAGACAUAUUCACAGUAUGUCUUGCUGUAAUGCUCCAAGCACUAGAUGUUGGAAAAUGAUUUUGCAUGAGCGCGUUUGUGUGCAGAAGUCCCUCGUUUGGCUCGUUCCAGGCUGGGAUUGUUCGCAGAGCGGACAGAUUCUGUACCCGUUCCAACUGAAAAAAAGUCUUUUUUAUUCAUCGACGGCCCCUCGACAUCACAGCGAACACGCUCCCUCCUAACAAAGUUCUGUUCUUAUUAUUGUUAUAUUAUUUUGAUAUGAAUAAAUCUUAACCAAACACA
Betta splendens (Siamese fighting fish) is the source of this 2851-nucleotide messenger RNA. Its product is annotated as UPF0524 protein C3orf70 homolog B. Lineage: Eukaryota; Metazoa; Chordata; Actinopteri; Anabantiformes; Osphronemidae. The record is from RefSeq and is a predicted model, not a curated record. Bases 590 to 1441 code for a protein of 283 amino acids. The transcript has 2 exons.